This is a messenger RNA of [Candida] anglica, 612 nucleotides long. The record is from the annotation of a GenBank genome assembly. NCBI's taxonomy places the organism in Eukaryota, Fungi, Ascomycota, Pichiomycetes, Serinales, Debaryomycetaceae.
AUGCUUUCUCCUAAAACAAAGUGUGUGACACCGGUGAAUCGCCCCCGUACUUCAGAGCCUUCGAUUGGGCACAGUUUAUCGGCUUCAAACUUACAAUCAUUUAAAAAUGUCUCCACAAUUUCAAACGAAUUGAGAAUUGGUAGACAUUCAUCAAUAACAAACAACAACUAUAUACCAUCCAGUGCAUUAUCUGAUGCAAGAUCCAAUAAAUCUCCUCAUGGAACUAGUCGAAGGUAUUCGUUUCCUGAGGGAGGCGCUACACCAUCUGAACAUAUGAAUCUUCGUAAAAUGAGUAAUGAACAAAUCAUUGAUUUAAUGGAAAGAGAACAAGAUGCAAUAGUUUUGAAAUUAAUGAAAGAAAUUGAAUCUUUAAAAGAAGAAAAUAAAUCUUUGAAAUCAUCACUUUCAAACGCUCUACAAUCAUCACUGCUCCCAAGAAGAACAUCAUCCUUAUCAUCAUCGGUAGGAGAGAAAGAAAGUACAAGGCUGUCUAUAUCAAGUAAUUCAUCAUUUCUAAAUUCAAAGGAUGAAAUGUUUAAUACUGAUAGAAAAAAAUUUAAAAGGAAACCUUCAAAUGAAAUUCCAAGGAAUUCAGUAAAGAAAGAGCAUUGA